Molecule: messenger RNA, 2083 nt
Organism: Anoplophora glabripennis (Asian longhorned beetle)
Lineage: Eukaryota; Metazoa; Arthropoda; Insecta; Coleoptera; Cerambycidae
Product: T-box protein H15-like
Exons: 5
Coding region: 69-1637 (522 amino acids)
Biological process (GO): cell fate specification; heart development; regulation of transcription by RNA polymerase II
Cellular component (GO): nucleus
Molecular function (GO): DNA-binding transcription factor activity, RNA polymerase II-specific; RNA polymerase II cis-regulatory region sequence-specific DNA binding
Source: RefSeq, a predicted model, not a curated record
UGCAUUGGACAUGCCGUGUUGAUUGCUGACGGUUGUGGUGAUUCUGUGAUCUGUGACUGUGUGUUGUGAUGUUGCUGGGAGCAAUGCCCGAAGACAGUGCCCCUGCGGGACUGUUGGUGCCCACGGCGAAGAGCCAGAGGGCCACGGACUUCUCCAUCGCGGCGAUUAUGGCGAGAGGAGCAACUCCGCCGCCGGACGGCGAGGCGCUGGUGGCUAGGGAGGUGCCCGCCGACGGUGGUAUGUCCCGAGUCAGUUCUCCUGACAUAGAGGACCCCCUAGAAGACGAUGAUAUAGAAGUCGACGUAGAAGAGUGCUCCGACAGCGAGUCCUCCAGAACGGCAAAGCCUAAAUUGCUAAGGCAGAGCCCGGCCAUCUCAGACUGUGGCUCGGAGCCGGCGGACUUAGACCGGGAAUCGCCCGAUAUCGUGGCCGAGAAACCGGCCACGCCAAAGGCGCAAAAGAUUCUCUGCAACUGCGAGGAGUUGCUGAACGUCGAAUGUCACCUGGAGACGAAGGAUCUGUGGGACAAAUUCUUCGAUCUGGGCACGGAGAUGAUCAUCACCAAGAGCGGGAGGAGGAUGUUUCCCACCCUGAGAGUCUCCUUUACCGGGAUCAGAACCGACCAGCGUUACGCGGUGCUUCUGGACGUGGUACCGGUGGACAACAAACGCUACAGAUACGCGUACCAUCGAUCGUCGUGGCUGGUGGCGGGCAAAGCAGAUCCUCCCGCCCCCAACAGAUUGUACGCUCACCCGGACUCUCCUUACUCCGGGGAACAGCUGAGGAAGCAGGUGGUUUCCUUCGAGAAGGUCAAACUCACCAAUAACGAAAUGGACAAGAAUGGACAGAUCGUAUUGAAUUCGAUGCAUCGAUAUCAGCCCAGGAUUCACCUGGUGAAAUGGCGUGAACAUUCAGGCCCCAUCACAGACCUGGAACAAGAACAGUACCGUACUUACAUAUUUCCAGAGACGGUCUUCACGGCAGUUACGGCAUAUCAGAACCAGCUCAUCACCAAGCUGAAAAUCGAUUCCAACCCCUUCGCGAAGGGAUUCAGGGACUCCUCGCGCCUCACCGACUUCGACAGGGAACCGAUGGACAGCCUGUUCAUGGACCAGCACUUCCUGCGCUCUUCCCUCCGCCUUUACUCCGGAGACCCCCUGGACGCCGAGAACAACAACGCCAGCUCCUUCUUCUCGGCGGCUAUGAUGGAAAAAGCCCGCGCCCAGAUUCAGAUGUGGGGUCGUGCGGGUGCCGCAUACAACCCCAGCGAACUACACGCCUUCCUGCUGAACAGCGCCCCCAGCCAACAGGUCUACCUGGGGCAGCGCUCCACGGUCCCUCUGGGCAUCCCCAGCCAGCUAUGGCCCCAGAGCGGGUCCUCGUGGCAAUCCCCCAUGCACAGCGGUUUACCACCCGGAUUGUUGGGUCCCCCCACCUCGCACAGACCCCAGCUCACCCCUCCCCCUUCAUCUACCCCUAGCUCCUCUGGUUCUCCCUCCCCCACGUCCAUCAGUACCUCUUCGGAUUUAAGGUUGCCCAAAGCGAUUUUUCCUUCGACGAUGCACCACCGGUUUAGCCCGUACGCCUCGUCGUUGCCCAGGCCUAGCGGGUCGUCCCCGUCGAGGCCUUCGCACUGAUGGUAGGGACUUUUUGGCGCUAGGCCAGGAUGUAACCAAAGAGUCUUAUAGGGACGUUAAAUGUGAAAUUAUAUACUUGUAAAUAGGUAUUUAUAGUCGGAGUAAUUUAUUAUAUAUGUAAAAAUCAAUGGGAGUAAGUUCUGGUAGUAAGUGAUAUCGUCUCAUAAGUAUGUGUAGUUAUAUUUUGUACGAGAGCAGUAUUAAUGUAAAUAUUUCGUUACGUGUAUCUUUGACUCUUGACCUUGAACGCUGUGCGUUGAAAUUUUUCGGAAAUUAUGUAUUUUCGGAUAUUUUAACUUGGCGGAACAGAUCAAGCGGGCAAUGUCGUACCAAAUUCCUUUAUUUCAAAAAGUAUACCGUCACUGGCGUCGUUUCUUUUAACCUUCUUUGUUUGGACGUUUCUCAACGACUGUUACGUUGAAAAGGAAUCUUUGUUGUGUAUAUAU